UUUUUUUAGAUCACUAUGAAAGCCCUGUACGGUCAGCAGAAUUCACCUGGAGAGGAAAUGACAUUUGUCUUCCAGGAAAGAGAAAACCUUCCUCCUACAAGAGACAAUGAUGUGAAAAUACAAGUUAGAGCCUGUGCGCUGAGCUGGAUAGAUACAAAGCUUUUGUCAGAAUUGAAAUUGAAGAAGGAAUUCUUACCUGUUGGUCGAGAAAUCUCUGGAGUUGUGCUGGAAGUUGGAAGGAAGGUGUCCUUUUUUCAGCCAGAGGAUGAAGUAGUGGGAAUUUUGCCCCUGGAUUCUGAAGAGUCUGGUCUUUGUGAAGUUAUUCUAGUUCAUGAGCAUUAUUUGGUUCGUAAACCAGAAAAAGUUUGUUGGGUUGAAGCAGCAGGAACUGUUCGUGAUGGUGUCCGAGCGUACACAGCCCUACACUACCUUUCCCAAGUCUCUCCUGGAAAAACUGUACUUGUAAUGGAUGGAGCAAGUCCAUUUGGUACAAUAGCUAUUCAGUUAGCACAGCACAGAGGAGCUAAAGUAAUCUCUACUGCACACAGUCUUGAAGAUAAGCAGUACCUGGAGAGGCUUAGACCUCCUGUGGAAGGUAUGCGGCAGCCUUUAGUAGCUCGAGUGAUUGAUGUAUCCAGUGGAAAGACAGACGUGGCAGAAAGCUGCUUGGAAGAAACGGGCGGCCUCGGCGUGGAUAUUGUUCUGGAUGCUGGAGUGAGAUUAUAUAGCAGAGAAGAUGAGCCAGCGUUAAAACCGCAGUUGCUGCCUCACAAGCAUGAUAUCAUCACACUGCUGGGCGUUGGGGGGCACUGGAUAACUACAGAAAAACAUCUCCAGCUGGAUCCUCCAGAUAGUCAUUCCCUGUUCCUUAAAGGAGCCACAGUCUCUUUUCUGAAUGAUGAGAUAUGGAACUUGUCAAAUAUACAGCAAGGGAAGUAUCUUUGCAUCUUAGAAGACAUAAUGGAUAAACUAUCAAGUAACGUUGUUUUCAGGCCUCAGCUGGAUGAACCGAUCCCAUUUUAUGAAGCCAAAGUUUCUAUGGAAAUGGUUCAGAAGAAUCAAGCAAGAAAAAGACAAGUCAUCCAGUUCUGACAUGCAAUUUCCUGAUUUCUAAGCCUGUGGAGGAUGAAG
Molecule: messenger RNA, 1131 nt
Organism: Tinamus guttatus (white-throated tinamou)
Lineage: Eukaryota; Metazoa; Chordata; Aves; Tinamiformes; Tinamidae
Source: RefSeq, a predicted model, not a curated record